Messenger RNA from Amphimedon queenslandica, 954 nucleotides. Its product is annotated as zinc finger BED domain-containing protein 1-like. Lineage: Eukaryota; Metazoa; Porifera; Demospongiae; Haplosclerida; Niphatidae. The record is from RefSeq and is a predicted model, not a curated record. Gene Ontology annotation, molecular function: protein dimerization activity. The transcript is spliced from 2 exons. Bases 1 to 954 code for a protein of 317 amino acids.
AUGGCUAAAAGAUCAAGAAGCUCAGUUUGGAACUACUUCAAAAAGAUAGAAGACAGCGAAAGUGUGAAGUCAUCAGAAAAAUUAAAAGAAGUCCAGAAGCAACUAAAUGUUUCAGACCACAAACUAGUACAAGAAGUAUCCACCAGAUGGAACUCGACUUACCUGAUGUUUACCAGGAUACAUGAACAAUUUGAAGCCAUCACAACUGCCUUGUGUCUACUUGGGCAGAACCAUCUGUGUCUGAAAAAUGAAGAUAAGGAACUCAUUUCCAAUUGCCUCAUUGUCCUGAAGCCUUUCUUAGAGGCAACAGAAAACAUAUCUGGGGACAAGUAUGUGUCAGUUUCAAUGAUAAUCCCCCUUGUUAAGCUCCUUUUAGAGAGCAUGAAGUCUCAUCUAUCAACUCUUCCUUUAGCUGCAAAUAUCUCUGCUGAGUUAGCAAGCCGCUUUUCUUCUAUUGAGGGAGCUUAUGUUACUGCUGCUACUACACUUUUGGACCCUCGCUUCAAGAAGCUACCAUUCUCCAGCCCUACAGCCUCUGAUUUUGCUGUUUCACGUAUAAGAAAUGAAGUAGCUCGAUUAAUCCCAAGCGAAACCACUGAAGCAACUGAAAAUAGCUCAGAAGCCUGCACACAAAGUUUGUGGGAUAGUUUUGAUAAACAGGCGGUUGAAUCAACAGCUCACAGAACUGCAGGAACAGAGGCCAUCAUUGAAGUUAGGAGAUACUUUGAGGAACCAAUAAUUCCUCGUUCCUCAAAUCCACUGCUUUGGUGGAAAGAAAAUCAACAUCGUUUUCCCAGGCUCAUGCAGAUAGCAAAAAAAUACUUAUGCAUACCUGGCUCCUCUGUUCCAUCAGAAAGGUUAUUUUCUAAGGCAGGGCAAUUGGUAUCAGAAAGACGAAAUAGGCUAAAGCCAAAGAACAUUGAUUUACUUCUUUUUUUGAACAAUAACUUAUAG